CAAUCCCUAAAUUCAACUGCUCUAUUUCCCAGCAAAAUCAAACUGAAAUCUGACAAUUUUUGAGCUUUCUGAUUUUAGAUGUGCGUAUGUAUGACUGAUCUCAGUCGCUGUGGUUUGCUGCUGCUGGCGGCGGCGGCGAUCUCUCUUUUCUCCUCUCACACUGUUUACUGCGACGGCAGCGGAGACGCGGAUGUGCAAUGGCAGAUCCUCACUAAAUUAAACUACUCCUCGCAGAUUCGUCUCCAUCCUCGCCUCAUUCUCCUCGUCACUGUACCAUGGUCUGGUGAGUCACGGUCCCUUAUGAAGGGAUUGGCUCAAGCGGUUGCCAAUGAUGAAAUGGGGCUUGGUACCUUAAAGCUUAUGGUCCUAUACAAGAAUGUGGAGAGGACUCUAGCCGAUGCACUUGGUGCCACUGAUGGAAUAACAGUGUUUUACUACCAUAAUUCCCUGUCAUAUAGAUAUCGGGGAAGACUUCGAGUCCAGAGCAUAUUGCUUUCUGUGCAUUAUGUGGUGCAGCUUUCUCCCGACGAGAAACCUCUUAAAACUUUAACCACUGCAGAAGAGCUAAGUAUAUUCCUUCAUUCAACUGACAAGGCUGUAAUUCUCUUUGACCUUUGUGGUUGGACUCCAAGAUUGCUUGCCAUGAACGAGUCUACAAUUGGAAAUGAUCCAGAGGAAGGACUGAUAAAUCACCCAGGAAAAGGUUUUGUUGGAGCAGACUCUGAAAUGGAGAACAAUGGAACUCUCGUGGUAGAAGAGAAGGAUAACAGGAAGGAUGUGGAGAACGGUAUGCCAAGCUGUGGAAGUGAUGUUGGAUUUAGUGGAACAUCUUGGCUGAAUCAGUUUAGCACUGUAAAUAAUAGUCUUUCGAAAGAGGUACAAAAUGUUACAGUUAGUGCUGGGGAAUCCUGUUCUUUAUUUGAGUUGCAGCAAUACAAAGUGUCUUUUCAGAAGUUCAUUGAAGUUGCUAGAGAAUUCUUCUUACCUCCUGAGAAGUAUAGAUAUGCUGUGAUUCAUGAAAGAUCACUUCUUCCGUUGCUAAAUAUUGAAGAGCCAAUUCAUGGGUUCGUUUUUGUUCAAUUUGCCGGAUGUCCGAGUUGUUCUCAGGUUCUCAAAAAAGUUGAUGAUCUUAAAGCUAUACUGCAAUCCCAGCCCUCGCCUGUUUCAGAGGUUGGAGAUGAUCCUCAUGGAAUUGAUGCAGCUUUGCCCACAAAAAGGCCUUCAAUGCUUCUUUUCAUUGAUAGGUCAUCAAACUCAGUAGAAAUAAGAAGGGAGAGCCAGGAAGCUCUGAAUGCUGUUAGAGAGUUGGCAGAACACACUCAUGGACAAGACAUUAAGAGGCCCGACAAAACAUUAGAUACCUACAAGCAUCCAAAACUCCAGCAUUUUGCACUAUCAGAAAAAAAUAUUCUUCAGGAUAAGAUGUCUAUCACGAUCAUGAAUGAGGGCCAACAAGUUACUCUUGAAAAUUUGGUCUCCAAUUUGCAAGGUCUUAUGUCUGUGCAGGAGAUCUUAACAUAUGCACUCAAGAAAAAGGCAGAGAGGAAACUAAGUUCUCUUGCAAAGGAUGUAGGGUUUCAACUUUUGUCCAAAGAUUUUGCCAUUGAAGUCGUAGAAUCUCAGCCAUCGCACAAUGAGGACCAGUCUAAUCUAGUUUCAGGAGAAACACACGUGGAAGAUGGUCAAGAAGGUGUUGGUAUACAUAAGCAAAUACCAGCUGAUGAGUCUGAUAGAAGGCCUAAUGUGGUAUCCAGUCCUGAUGUUGAAUAUACAGUGUCAGAAGACAAAGAAGAUGAUAGUUACACAUUUUCAUCUGUAGAACCAAACCAAGGUGAUGCUGAUGAGUCUGAUAAGAGGCCUAAUGUGAUAUUCAGUCCUUCUGAUGUUGAAUAUAUAGUGUCAGAAGGCAAAGAAGACGUUAGUAACAUCUUGUCAUCUGUAGAACCUGAGCAAGGUGAUGCUGAUGACUCUGAUAGGAAGCCUAAUGAGGUAUUCAGUCAUUCUGAUGUUGAACAUAUAGUGUCAGAAGGCAAAGAAGAUGAUAAUAGUAAUAUCUUGUCAUCUGUAGAACCUGAUCAAGGCGGUGAUAGUUUAAGUAUCACAGCUGGUAGUGCUCAAGGCUGGAAUGUUGGGGAGACAGGCCACUCUGUAAUGGAGGACAAUGAACAGAACACCAAAUUUAAUAUUUCAUUUUUCUUUUUGGACGGCCAAUACAGAUUGCUUGAAACUCUAACUGGAGGAUUAAAGGUUCCAUCAGUUGUCAUAGUUGACCCAAUUUCCGAGAACCACUAUCUCUUAGAUGACCAAUCGGUUUUGAGCUAUUCUGUUCUAUCUUUAUUUGUUAAUGAUUUCCAAGCCGGAAAGCUUCAUCCAUAUCGACAAUCAUCUGAUAUAGUUCCUAGCCCGAGAGGUGCUCAAAGACCGCCUUUUGUUAAUCAGGAUUUUCAUGAAACAGAUUCCAUUCCCCUUAUUACGACCCAUACUUUCUCUGAAUUGGUUCUCGGUAAUAAUUCUGAUCCCAGGAAUUCUGCCAGUCCUUGGGAUAGGAAUGUAUUAGUUCUUUUCAGCAAUAAUUGGUGUGGGUUCUGUCAGAGGAUGGAAUUUGUUGUUCGGGAAGUGUACAAAUCUGUUAAAAGUUAUGCUUAUAUGAAGACAAAUAGAUCAAGGAAGGUUAAAUCGGUAUUGGAGGCAGAACACACUCAUGAUGUGGUUUUAAAGCUUCCACUUAUUUAUAUGAUGGAUUGCACGCGGAAUGAUUGUGGCUUCAUCAUUAGACCAAUACUGCAGAGGGAAGUUUAUCCACUAUUACUGUUAUUCCCGGCUGGAAGGAAGAAUGAGACUGUAUCUUAUGAAGGAGAUAGUAUAGUAUCUGAUAUAAUCAAGUUUCUGGCUGCUCAUGGCAGCCAUGUAAUGGACCUUAUCACGAAUCAAGAUUUUCUACAGGACCACAAGUCUGUUAAAGAGGAACUGGAGACUAGGAGCUUGCACCAUGAAGUUCUAGUCAGAGAUCUAGUGCAGAAUGCUGCUGUCAAAUACAAAAUUGAUGCUCAGCUACCCUCUAAAUUGCAGGAAAAGCCUGAGUUGUCUGUUGGUUGUGUUCUGAGAGCAACGGAAAAGCUUCUGGACGUUCACCCCUUUGACGAAUCAAAGAUUCUAAUAGUGAAAGUGGACGAAAGAACUGGGUUUCGUGGUCUGAUAAUUAACAAACAUAUUAGUUGGGACUCUCUUGAAGAGCUUGGAGAAGGAAGCUUUGAAUAUCUAAAGGAGGCGCCCCUUUCUUUUGGGGGCCCUGUCAUGAUGCGCGGGAUGCCUCUUUCUGCGCUAACACACAAAUUUAUUGAAGGCCGAUCUGUGGAAGUCAUGCCAAAUGUGUACUUGAUGGAUCAGGUGGCGACGCCUAGCCUAGUUGAAGAUAUAAGAGGUGGAAACCAAUCUGUUGGUGAUUUCUGGUUCUUUCUGGGAUAUUCUAGCUGGGGUUGGGAACAACUGUUUACUGAGAUUGCUCAAGGUGCUUGGAAUGUAAGCAAAGGCGAUGUAGAACAGUUAGAGUGGCCAUGGCAUUAACACGAGCGGGCGGCUGGAAAUUUUGGGGGUGUGCUAAAAUAGUUGAAAUAGUUGUGAAUCUUGAAUCCUGCAGCUGUUUGUAACUACCUCUUUGACUAAUCUACUUGCUUCAUUUUCAUUCU
Salvia hispanica is the source of this 3686-nucleotide messenger RNA. RefSeq lists its product as uncharacterized. Lineage: Eukaryota; Viridiplantae; Streptophyta; Magnoliopsida; Lamiales; Lamiaceae. The record is from RefSeq and is a predicted model, not a curated record.